UUUCCAGCUGAUAUAUCAGAGCCGACUCCUGAGAGCAGACGUAUCUGAAGCUGUCAGGGAGGAACCAUGGCUACCAUCUCUAAACCGGACCCUGGACUCUCUGAGGAACCUGGGGACGCGUCUUUGGACCGAAGGGAGCGCAGGAAGAGAGGAUCUGCUGGUAGAGCAAAGAAGAAGGCUAACUUCAGACGCCGUGGAAGCCGUCAGAGAGUAACAAUGGUCACCAUCUCUGAACCGAACCCUGGACUCUCUGAGGACCCUGAGGACACGUCUUUAGACCGGGAGGAGAUCAGGAAGAGAAGAUUUGCCCUAUGGUUUCACAUCACUGUCAUUGUGAGCAUCGGACUGCUGAGUAUUCUCCUCAUCUCCCUGCGCUUCAACUCACCGUCACCCUGGAAAGAGGGGAGAGAGAACUUACUGGAUGAACUCGAUGAAUUGACACUUCAGGGCUGGAUGCUUCACGACAAGAGUUUCUACCGUGUUUCUACUACUAAGAAGGGCUGGAGGGCCAGUAGAGAAGACUGUCAGAAGAGAAAGGCAGACCUGGUGGUCAUCAACAGCAGAGAAGAACUGGUGUGUGUGUGUGCGUUUGUCAGCAGAUUGAUGGGUUCUUCCUGGAUUGGACUGAGUGAUCGAGAGAAGGAGGGGACCCACAAGUGGGUGGAUGGUACCCCCAUGACCUCAAGUUGGAGACACGUUAAACCACGCGAUGACGGCGGAGCAAGAGACUGCGUCGUAGCAGGGGAGGACGGCUGGUCUGAAGAGCCGUGUAACAGACUGCACCACUGGAUCUGUGAGAAGGUCCUAGACCUGGAUCAUCUGGAGGCUGAGCGGAACAAAGAGGGUUCAGUGAUGCCCACGGAGGAGGAGGAGGCCCCCAGCAUCACAGAGUUCCACUCCUCUACCCACGUGUUGCCCGUGGGCCAAACGGCCCGCUACACCUGCCACGCCGGCGGCACGCCGGAGCCCACAGUAGAGUGGCUCCACAACGGCAGGCCCCUGGAGAGGGACGGCACAGAUGACCAAUCAGAGGCCUGGGUGGAGAGGGGCUUCCUCUUCGUCAGAGGUGGGAGGUACGGCGUGAACACGGUCUGCUGUGUGGCGAGCAACAGCGCUGGCACGGCCAAUCACAGCGCUGAGCUGCUUGUCUUUGAUGAAUUGACACUUCAGGGCUGGAUGCUUCACGACAAGAGUCUCUACCGUGUUUCUACCACUAAGAAGGGCUGGAGGGCCAGUAGAGAAGACUGUCAGAAGAGAAAGGCAGACCUGGUGGUCAUCAACAGCAGAGAAGAACUGAACCAGGUUUCCAGGUUUGUCAGCAGAUUGAUGGGUUCUUCCUGGAUUGGACUGAGUGAUCGAGAGAAAGAGGGGUCCCUCAAGUGGGUGGAUGGUACCCCCAUGACCUCAAGUUGGAGACACGUUAAACCACGCGAUGACGGCGGAGCAAGAGACUGUGUCGUAGCAGGGGAGGACGGCUGGUCUGAAGAGCCGUGUAACAGACUGCACCACUGGAUCUGUGAGAAGGUCCUAGACCUGGAUCAUCUGGAGGCUGAGCGGAACAAAGAGGGUUCAGUGAUGCCCACGGAGGAGGAGGAGGCCCCCAGCAUCACAGAGUUCCACUCCUCUACCCACGUGUUGCCCGUGGGCCAAACGGCCCGCUACACCUGCCACGCCGGCGGCACGCCGGAGCCCACAGUAGAGUGGCUCCACAACGGCAGGCCCCUGGAGAGGGACGGCACAGACGACCAAUCAGAGGCCUGGGUGGAGAGCGGCUUCCUCUUCGUCAGAGGUGGGAGGUACGGCGUGAACACGGUCUGCUGCAUGGCGAGCAACAGCGCUGGCACGGCCAAUCACAGCGCUGAGCUGCUUGUCUUUGAUGCCUGUGACCUCACACUGGACCCCAACACGGCCUACAGAGACCUCUCUCUGUCUGAGGACAACAGGAAGGUGACGCGGGGUGGAGUGGACCAGUCGUAUCCGGAUCACCCAGACAGAUUUGACUGGCAGCCCCAGGUGUUGGGUAGAGAGGCUCUGACUGGCCGCUGUUACUGGGAGGUAGAGUGGGAAGGAUGGGUUAGGAUAGGAGUGACAUACAGAGGAAUCACAAGGAGAGGAGGGGGUGAUGACAGCUGGCUUGGAUGGAACAACAAGUCCUGGAGUCUUGAUUGUUAUGAUGAUCAUUACUCUGUCUGGUACAACGGUAGACCAACAGUCCUCCCCCUCCCCCCCGCUGGCUCCACCAGAGUAGGAGUGUAUCUGGACCGGCCUGCUGGCUCUCUGUCCUUCUACAGAGUGUCCCCAGGUGGAGGAGGGUCCUCAGACACACUGACACACAUCCACACCUUCUGGUCCUCCUUCACCCAGGAGGACCUCCUCCCGGGGCUCUGGGUCUGGCGGUCCCCCCAGGGGGGUCCCUAGUGUGGUCCUCAGCCUCUCUGUGUCGGUUGUAGAAAGAGAGCGGGGGGCAGCAGGAGCCUCCCGGGGUUCUGGGGGGCGUCUCGGUGGUCCCUCAGUUGUAGAGAAAUGGGGGGGGGGGUCUGCGGGGUGCCUCAGGGGUGGAGGGGGGAGGGGGGGAGGGGGGAGGGCGGAGGGGGGGAGGGGGGGGGGUGGAGGGAGGGGGGAGGGUGCAGGGGGGGCACUUUGCACACACACAAACACACACGCACACAUACGCACACACACACACAUAUACAAACACACACCGACACACACACAGACUGACACAGAAACACACACACACACACACACCAAAAACACACACACACACACACAGACAGACACACACACGUGCACACACACAAAAACAAACCUACAUAAAAACACACACACUGAGAGGACUGACGACUCAGUGUCUCUGUGGCAGUUAUAGUCUCUCUCUCUCUCUCUCUCUCUCUCUCUCUCUGUCUCUCUGUCUCUCUGUCUCUCUCUCUCUCUCUCUCUCUCUCUCUCUCUCUCUCUCUCUCUCUCUGUCUCUCUCUCUCUCUCUCUCUCUCUCUCUCUCUCUCUCUCUCUCUCUCUCUCUCUCUCUCUCUCUCUGUCUCUCUGUCUCUCUGUCUCUCUGUCUCUCUGUCUCUCUCUCUCUCUCUCUCUGUCUCUCUGUCUCUCUGUCUCUCUGUCUCUCUCUCUCUCUCUCUCUCUCUCUCUCUCUCUCUCGAUAAACCAUGAAAAGGCUUUUAAGGUCUCCCAUAGUUAGAUAAGCACAUUUAUUACUUGAAAUGUACAUAAAAUAUCUAUUGAUGGUCAAUCUUUAUAUAUUUUCAGACUUCACCAGUUUAAGUCUUAAGGGCACUUAUAUCAUAAUUUUUUGUCAUAAUCCUGAUUUGCGACCUGAUUUAAAGCAGAUGUUAUGUUUUAUUCAUAAUAACCAAGAUAUCUAUGGGAUAAUGUUGCAUGUUGUAAAUGACUUUAAACUGAAUCUUGAUUUUUUGUGUUCUGUUGGGAACCAAGCGGUCGCAGAACAUGUUCAGUUAUUAAAGAUACGUGCUCACCUGUUGAUGAUUUGUAAAGUCUGCUGCUUCUUUUGUUUUAGUCCUCGUGUUUAUUGUGUUCAUGUAAGGGACUAUUUUUCUGUCUUUUUUGUUAAUGAAGCAUAAUUGUAAUAAACAACUCAGUGGAUCCAACUGAA
This is a messenger RNA of Gadus macrocephalus (Pacific cod), 3625 nucleotides long. RefSeq lists its product as uncharacterized. Lineage: Eukaryota; Metazoa; Chordata; Actinopteri; Gadiformes; Gadidae. The record is from RefSeq and is a predicted model, not a curated record. Bases 67 to 2418 code for a protein of 783 amino acids. Gene Ontology annotation, molecular function: protein binding. The transcript has 13 exons.